Messenger RNA from Corticium candelabrum, 2110 nucleotides. Its product is annotated as mini-chromosome maintenance complex-binding protein-like. NCBI's taxonomy places the organism in Eukaryota, Metazoa, Porifera, Homoscleromorpha, Homosclerophorida, Plakinidae. Bases 9 to 1904 code for a protein of 631 amino acids. The transcript has 17 exons. Gene Ontology annotation, biological process: DNA-templated DNA replication. The record is from RefSeq and is a predicted model, not a curated record. Gene Ontology annotation, molecular function: chromatin binding.
GUCGCUCGAUGAGUGAGAUGCCGUCGGUUGGAGAAGAUUGGCAGCUGCAGCCAUUGCUUGUUGUCGAUCGUCUUUUUGAAACUGCACGUCGUGAGGGAACGGCAUCACAAGGAGACUGGAAGGUCGAGCAGUUCUUCGCUGAUUGGUUGACGAAAAAGGACAGCUGGAGUUGGGUUCCAUCGCUGAAUGACACACCACUGCAUCUUCUUAAACCAGACUCGUUGGUACGAUUUCGGUGCAUGGUUCAAGACAUUUUUGACUCUGAGUUUUAUUUGGGAAUCUAUGAGGCAAACAACUCGACAACCGGAGAGAAGGUCGUAAGAACAGGAAAAUACAGAGAUGUGGCAGACAGUCGGGAAGAGUCUGUUGAUGUGGAUGCUGCUGGCAAUGUUAUCUUUGAAAGGCAACCCUUGUAUUGUGUUCCAAUUCCAGGAGAAGCUGAGUGGGCAAAAGAAGCAUAUAGAAAUAUGUCUAAGAGGUCUCAUGUUGAAGGCACAGCAAGUCUCGUUUCUACCACUGGUAGGGAGAAGAGACGGUUGGAUGACGAAGAGAGUGAAACAGAAGAAAAGAUGGAAAUGGAAAUGACACAUGACGAUAGGAAAGAGAAGAGAAUAAAAUGUGAGAGAGGUGAAACCCAUGGAGCAUCCGCUGACCAUCCCAGCCGUCUUCCUGACUUAAAUUUUCCAUUAUCAACAGACAGAGGCCCCGCUUGUCUAGUUAAGAUGUAUGACCAUCGUGAUGAGUACAAAGUGAAUGAUGUGUUGGAGGUGUUUGGUAUUCUCUCUGUUGAUCCUCUGAUGGCACAUCUUCAUGACGAUGAAGCAGCUUGUGUUGGUGACCCAUCUGUUGAUUCAGAAUCAUCAGAAGAGAGACUGGCUCACAACUUUCCACCAUCAUUGGUACCUCGUCUUCAUUGUGUAGUUGCUCGACGACUGGAUGUUACAAACCCUCUUAUUCCAUUGCCACUCACACAUCCAGGACACAAAGCUGUUGUAGAGAGUAUCAAAUCUGAAGCAAGUGCAAUUAGAAGUGAACUACUGUCUUUUUUGUCUUGCUGCUGUCUUGGCGACGCACUCUGUGCUGAGUACUUGCUUUUGCAUCUUCUGUCUUCAGUGUAUGCAAGAAGAGAUAUAGUUGCUGUUGGUAAAUAUUGCCUCAAUAUUUGUGGAUGUCUUUCUGGUGAAUGGGCACACCAAAUUGCAAACGUUGUUCAGGAAAUUACAACUAAGAGUUUCUGCUUUCCAUUGAGUCUAGAGAAUUUGAACUCGAUUAGUUUGGUACCACAGAAAGACUACGUCGCAAACAGAUUGAAGUCAGGAAUUCUGCAGCUGUCUGAUGGAACGCACUUGGUGCUAGAUGAGACAGCGAUGCUGCCCGGUCAACUUCAAGAGCAAGGUGUCAAGAAUGUGAACGCUCUCAGUGAUCUUAUACAGUGGCAGAAAGUGCAGUACGAUUUUAAGUAUCAUACAGCCGAGUUUCCAUGUAACAUACCGGUUCUCAUUUUGUCAGAAGGCCAAUCAUUACUACCGGCUGACUGCAGAAUUUUUCUACAUGUGUCACUUGACACUCCUCUGCCUUCUUCUUCAGCCUUGAUGGGUGCGAUGUCAUCUGGUAUUAUAGAGAAGAUCAGACUGUAUUUAGACAUCAUUCCUUGUUUGAAUUACAACCUUUCUGAAGAUGCUCAGAAAAUGGUACAGGAGGAUUUUGUUGCUAUGCGUCGAGCUGAUCCUUCUAAUGUUACAGCUGAUACCCUACAUCAUUUACUAAACAUUUCAAGGUUAUUGGUAAUGAGCUUUGGUCAAAGCCAUCUGACAGCAGAGAUUUGGGAGAUAGCCAAACAACUGGAAACAAAGAAACAAGAGAGACUCUCUAGUAGAAGCCACCCAUCAGGUUCUUCAUCUUAGUUUAGGUUUGAUUAACUAAAUGCGGUAUCUUGUCUAAAUUUUAUCAAAUUGUACGUACAUUUGGAUGUGAGCAUUGGUAUCUAGAGUUUCAACGUGUAGGCACGUCAGUGCUUGCUCAAUUGGAAGCUUUACUUAGGACUGAUAGAUCAGCGUGUUGAAAUGUUGUAACUUAAUUUGUAUUGUCAACAAACUGCGCUCGAUCUGUA